This is a messenger RNA of Mauremys reevesii (Reeves's turtle), 4866 nucleotides long. It is a transcript of the gene DACT3, whose product is annotated as dishevelled binding antagonist of beta catenin 3. Gene Ontology annotation, biological process: negative regulation of canonical Wnt signaling pathway. Bases 211 to 2376 code for a protein of 721 amino acids. NCBI's taxonomy places the organism in Eukaryota, Metazoa, Chordata, Testudines, Geoemydidae. The record is from RefSeq and is a predicted model, not a curated record. The transcript is spliced from 4 exons. Gene Ontology annotation, cellular component: cytoplasm.
GGUGUCUAUGCAGAUGAGGCCGGGCAGGCGAGCCAAUAGCUGUGCUGGGGGGGUGUCUAUGCAGAUGAAGCCGGGCAGGCGAGCCAAUGGCUGCGAUGGGGGUGGUGGUUAUGCAGAUGAGGCGGUGACAGCGCCGAGCUGCCGCAGGCGGAGCGCUUGGGCUGCGCUGUCCGGGGCCGCAGGGGCAGCAGCGGGAGCCGAGCCGGGGGGAUGAUCCGGGCGUUCUCCUUCCCCGUGAGCCCGGAGCGGGGCCGGCUCCGGGGCUGGUUGGAGGGGAGCCUGGCCGGGCUUUGCGAGCUCCACCUGCUGCGGGAGCGGCAGGAGCGCCGGGUGCGGCAGGCGCUGCGCCUCGGGACCGAGCCCGCCGAGCCGGCGGCCGGGGAGCCCGAGCCGGGCAGCGCCGGGGAGCCAGCCCCCGAGGAGCAGCUGGAUGCGCUGCCUGGGCUGAUGUGGGAACUGGAGCAGCAGGUGGGGGGGCUGCGGCUGUACCCCGAAAAGGCCUGCGGGGAGGCAGCCGAGACGGACAGCUGGCCCAGCUCAGGUUUCUACGAGGGUGCCUCCUCCGCGGUGGCCUCAGAGUCGCCAGCCUCCGGCUUCGGGGACUCUUCCGGCUUCCCCUCCGUCUCCGGCUCCUGCUCCCGCAUUGGCCAGGCCGAGUCGCGUGGCAGCUACGCCAGCGAGCGCCCCAAAUCCGUGGGCGAGGUGGGCAGCAGUGGCAAAGACAGUGCCGGGCGGGGCAUGGUUCCCCGCUCCUACUCGGCCCCCUACUCCAGCUCUCAGGACUACCCCUCCGAGCCGCCCCCGCGCCUCCCGCCCCGGGACAGCCUGGACCCCUUCCUGUACCCCAGUCCCCUUCACGCUGUGGCCAUGCAGAAUCCGCUGCUCCGCGGCCGCCUCUACGACGCUGCCCCCUUCUCACCGGGCCUGGCCUAUGGGGCGGAGCAGGCCGGGGGGCUGGAGGAGUUCGGGGGGCAGGAGCUGCCCUGUUACCCCGAGGCCGCGCACUGCCACAAGGUGGAGAGCUACAUCUCGCGGCUGAUCCGCCGGCGCAGCCAGCUGGCGCGGGGCGGGAAGCCCCGGACUAGCCUCAACGCUGAGCCGCCCGCCAAGGCGGUGGCCCGCCAGAACAGCCUCUGCAAGAGGCCCUCGGAGCUGCUGGCCCCCCCGGCGGAGCGCAAGCACCCCCCGGCCAUGGAGCGGGGCAGCAGCACGCCCUCUCCCUGCGGCUACGAGGGCGGGGCCGGCGCGGCCGCCCGGAUCUGGUCGUCCUGGGACGCUGCGGCCGAGAGGACGCUGGUCAGCAAGGGGGCCCCCGAAGGCUACGCCCCCCCGCACUCCAGCCUCAAGAAGCCCCCCAAGCUGCAGGCGCUGGCCCACCUCCGGCCUGCCCUGUCGGUGGAUCACUACGAGGAGGGGCCGGGCGAGGAUUGCGCCCAUGCCAGGAAUGGCCAGGAACCCCCUCCCUACGAGGAGAUGGGGGGCCGCCUCCUGCUGGCCUGCACCGAGGACGGGGCCUGCCAGAUGGUGAAGGCGCAGUACAUCCCGGCCCAGCAGCCCCCCCGUGCCCAGCAGGCCCAUCGAGGCGCCAAAAAGAAGCCCCCUCCCCUCACCAAGGGGCGCUCAAUGGAGCUGUCACCAGAGCGGGCCCCGGUGACACCCAGGGAGAGGCCUCGGGCAGCGGCGAUGCCCAAGAAGUGCCGCUUCACCGAGGAAGGUGGGGAAGUGCCAGGGGGGCGCCGGGCUAGUGCCAGGAAGGGCUCCCCCCGAGGCAAGAAGGCGGCUCGCUCCCAGUCAGAGAACAGCCUCCUGAACAAGCCGGGCGCCUCGGGCACCAAGUACCACACGGUGGAGCGGGACGAGGUGGUGCUCAAGCCGUCCCGGCAACGCCGCCCCCACCCCGGCGCCGCCGGCUACCGGAAGUGGCGCUCGACGGCGGAGAUCUGCCAGGAGGAGGCGGGCGCUGGGGAGCCGCGGCGGAGCCGGCGGGCGGGGCGGAGUGGGCCAGGCGCCGCCUCGCCCCCCCGCAAUGUGCUGUACGGCUAUGCCGGGAGCGACUCGGAGUGCUCGGGCGGGCGGGGCGGCGGGGUGCGGCGGGCCCCCGUGUGCCGGCUGGAGGAGGGGCUGGCUUACGGCGACAGCGAGUCCAGCCUGAGUGAGGGCGGCUCGCCCGCCUUCAGCACCGGCUCCAGCGACACGGACGAGAGCAGCGGGCUGGUGUGGCCCCAGCAGCUCUCGCCGCAGCUGGUCGCCAGCGCGGGGCCCGGCCAGGCCGGCGGGCGGCCCAAGGUUUUUGUCAAGAUCAAGGCCUCGCACGCCCUCAAGAAGAAGAUUAUGCGCUUCCGAUCGGGCUCCCUGAAAGUGAUGACGACGGUGUGAGAUCCUGGGCUGGGGGGGUCUAAAUCCCCCCCCCCGUUGCCCCCUGCAGCCUCGGGCUGCCCCCGACCCACACCCUCUCCAGCCUUCUCCGCCCCCCAACCAACUCUGCCCCCAUACCGUCCUGGCCGGGGGCAGCCUAACCCAUUCCCACUCUAUGUCCCCUGCCUGGUGGUGCCCCCCAACAAACCCUGCCCCAUACCCUCCUGGCCUGGGGGGGGUACUGACCCCCCUGCCAUCUACUCCCUCCAGCUUGGAGUAUCCCCUGACCCAUACCCCUCCAGCCUGAUCCACCACACUCCAUACCCCGUGGGGACUUUUGGGGAGGGGGGGGGGUUGACUCACCCCCCCCCAUCUACCCUCCCAACCUGAUCCAACCCCUCCAGGAUUAUCCAGACCACCCCCACCCUCAGCCUGGGAAUGUCACUUGCCCCAACCCCCAGCCUGAUCUGCACCCUGACCCGCCCUAGCCUGGGGGUUCCCCUCGACCCCUUAUUCCACCCCCCAGCCUCGCAGGCCCCUGACCCACCCUGGAUCCAUGCACCCUCAGCCUGGGGCCCCCCUCAUCUCAUGCCCCCCACCCCUACUUGCCUUGGGAGGGGCAUGUCAUUCCUCCCUCCCAGCCAGCUUUGGGGCCCCUCUGACCUCCUUUCCCGCUGGUCCAGUUCUCCUCCCCGGGUUGCCAAUUUUGGUUGGAUGUAUUUCAUCACAUGACAUCAUCUUUAAUUAAAGAUUUGUCUUUAAUUCCCGGAGACUCCAGGCCAAUCCUGGAGGGGUGGCAACCCUUUCUCCUCCCCCUUUGCCCUACUCCCAGAUCCUCCUCCCCAAACCCUUCCCUGCCUGGCCCUGUGAUGCAAACAUCAGGCUGGAAGCUGGUCGGUUCAAGCCCCCAGGUUUCAUUUUUAGCAGAGGUGCAAGAUGCCCCCCUCGCCUCCCACCCGUCUGCAUGGGUGGGGGGAUGCCGUGAUGGGGCAGGGGGCGCUGGCUGCUAGGGGUCAGUGGGUUACAUUGCAGCUGGGCAGCUGGUGCUAAAAUUAAUUCGGGAGGGAAUUGGGUGGGGGAGCUGCAAUCUGCCCUGGCUUCCCUUCACCAUUGUUCGUGAGCACUCACUUCCCUGGUGCGAGACCCUCGCUGCCAACCCCACUCCUGUCCCAGAGGAAAUGGCACUGGGGGAACCUUUUAGUGGGAAAAUCCUGAUGUCGAGCUGCAUUUGAGACGCUAACGGUGAAACUGGGGCACUAGUGAAAUUGUGGGCGCUGGGGUGACACCCCCUGCAUGGGGUGGUGAGCUGCGUUUGGGGCGCGAGCCAGGAGGUUGACACGCUGAUGUGAUCAUGUCUGAACGGACGAGCUCUUUGGGUCUGUUAAUGGUGAUGCUGUGGGCACUAGUGAGCUUGUGCCAACACUCUGGCGGCUGGUACCGAGCCAUGGCUGGGGCACGAGCACUGUAAUCGUGCCCCACUAGUGUCACGAGCAUUGUAAUCAUGCCCCACUAGUGUUCAUCGCCUUGCUGAUUUUGCGGCCUGCUGGGAUCUGGGCCCCACCAGGCUAAUGGCAGCUUCUGGGUUAGGACGGGCCUCUGUCUUUCCCUGCACGUGGAUCAUGCCCCAGGGCUUCGGCAUGAUGGAUUAAGGGUGCAGAAAUCUCAGGGUGGUGGCACCCCCGUCCUCUCCCUUUGGGAGCCUGUGCCUGGGUGCAUGGACUCUGGCUGCCCCCCCGCACAUGCUCCCACCGCUGCAACCCCUGAUGAACGUGGCGGGCAGGACGGCGCUGUGGUCCCAGGGGCAGGAGAUACAGGGGCCUUUCCCCGCUAGCUCCCAAUUACCCGCCCAGCCCAGCUGGGUAACGCUGCCCCAUCUGCAAUCAGUCUGCUGGGUCUCAGCUCACACCGGAAGACACCAUAAGCCCGGGAGCUGCUCACCAUCCCACUCUGCGGCCGGAGCUGAGACUGACUCAGGGCAGCAUUUGGGGUGCAGGCGUGGGUUCCCCCUGCCCGGGGUUGUGCCCAUUCUGAGGCUAGACCAGGAAGAACCCCUCUCUAAGGGUCACCAUCUCAGCAGCGAUAAAAUUCCCAUCCCCAGAUGUGUGGGUUUCAUCUCUGCCAGGGAGGGGAUGGGAGCCCAGGGCCGGUUACUGAGGAGAUCCAGCCUGUUCCGUUACAUCGCUACCCUGAAAUAGACGCCCGUGCCUGCUACAGAGAUAAUUAACUUGCCAACAGGAACACAGCUUGUGUUAUACCCCUGCCACCCGGCCCUGCUAGCGGGGGAACGGCUGGGCCAGCACUUCUGUGGAGCGACGUUCACCCCGUCGCAUGCUUUUUAAAGGAACGUAUUUAUUAUUCUGAUUUUGUAACGUAACUCUCCUGGAGUCCGUGCUGUACAUAGGUACCUCCCUGGAGUCUGUGGCAAAGCCCCCUGCCAGUCUUGUAUUUCUAUAUAUAAUUUCCCCCUCCUCUUCACCCCGUUUUUGUAAAUAAAAAUCUGUGUUAUUUGUG